AGAGGCAAAAACUCUACGAGAUAAAUAUUUCAAUUUAAAGAAACAGGGGGAGGUUCAUGACAAUUGCAAGCAUUCGAUCUGAUUGAUACACAAUUACAAGAAAUAAUGGGACCACAAUUAGAAGGUUUGACAAACAAUUAUGAUGAUGGCUGUAGUGACCAAAAAGAGGUGGGUAGUGAACACAUUCCUGAUGCAAACAACUGUGAUGACAGUGAAGAGGUCUUCAAUAAUGGGAAAUGGAGCUUCUAUACUCCCCAACAACUGAAGAGGCCCAAAACUACAAAGCUAUCAUGUACGAAAACAAUACAAAAUAAAAAAUAUAUUUCUGUUAACUAUCUACUAAUGGAAGAAAAGCUGAAUUUUUUGAAACUACAAAACGAGAAAUUCAUCGAAGAACACAAUAAAAAAUGUUUGUUAAUUUCUGGAAUAUUUUCACUUUUACUCAUUUUUUUGUAUUUCGCAUUUUUCAGGAUAAUAUGUUAG
Molecule: messenger RNA, 483 nt
Organism: Acanthoscelides obtectus
Lineage: Eukaryota; Metazoa; Arthropoda; Insecta; Coleoptera; Chrysomelidae
Source: the annotation of a GenBank genome assembly